Molecule: messenger RNA, 4240 nt
Organism: Halichondria panicea
Lineage: Eukaryota; Metazoa; Porifera; Demospongiae; Suberitida; Halichondriidae
Exons: 18
Coding region: 271-3102 (943 amino acids)
Biological process (GO): cell communication; metal ion transport
Cellular component (GO): membrane
Source: RefSeq, a predicted model, not a curated record
AAAACCAGUUACUUCGAAUUCAUAUAAUGUACAGGACAUUGAAACAGAUGUAGAUCUAGUUGUGAACUGAUACUUUAUAAUUAUUAUCAUCCAGAAAAAAACCAUAAUUAUUAAUUAAGGCUAAGUAAUUUCCUGUACAUGACAAGAUUAAAGUUAAAGCAAUUAAACAGUAACUAUGGAGCCAGUACAGUAGGCUUUAACUAAUAGAUGUAGAAUUGCUUCCACAUACAGUAUAGAUCUAGAUCUAUCAGGAGCACAAUCAAAGACAGGAUGGGAGUUUCACAUCAACUCCUAUUGACACUAUUAAUGACAGUGAUCACCUUGCUCACUUCCACUGCUCAGGCCCAAUUCACUGGAUGCUUCACUGAUCCUGGCUGUGCUACUCUUGUUGUGGGGGGACCUUCUUCCAAUGCUGAGGACUGUUGUGUCAAUAAUAAUGCAGGACUGUAUUACAAUGAUGGUGGUCAAUGCUUCCAGUGCAUAGUGGAACCUCCAAAUAGUGAAGUCAGUGAACGAGGUUUGUCUGUUAUUCGGAGGUAUCCAAUACUGGGAGGUUUUACCACACAGUGUUACCCAAAUGUGUUUAGUAUAGGAGUGGUGAUUGGUUUCACUCAGACUGUGUACCAAGCUACUGAAGAUGUGGACGACAACGUACAGCUGUUUGUGAACGUUCUCAUGGGUGAGCUCAGGCAUGAUGUCAUUGUUAACUUUGCUACAGAGGACGGUUCUGCCCUUGAUGGAUCGGGCUACACUGGUGUGACCCAGACUCUGACCUUUAACGAGGGGACAGUGUCCAUUCCCAUCACCGUGGAUAUACGGAGAGAUGACAUCAACGAAGUGUUGGAGCGUUUCAUUGGUCGAUUGACAACUGAUGAUGUUGACAUUAUCCUAUCACCCAACGUCACCACCGUAGAGAUUACUGAUAAUGAUGCUGUGACUGUGAGUUUCCAGCAGCCCAUCUACAUGUUUGCUGAGGGGGUGGGUAGCGAAACAGUGUGUGUGGAGAAAGUGGGAGCCACCACUCAAUCUAUCUCCGUCAUGGUGACAGGACCAUUCCAAGCUGAGACUGGUAACAGAGUUGAUUGUGUUAUCACAUUUGCACCCGACCAGUUCUUACAAUGCAUCGAUUUCAACAUCACGGACGAUCAUAUUGCACUGGAAGAGACUGAAAUGUUUAGCUGGACACUAAUGGUACAGGGAUCACCUGAGCUGGUCACUCUGGGUGAUAAUAGCGCUACUGAUGUCCUUAUCUUGGAUGAUGACGUGCUGUCUCUGACGGUGACCAAAGGAGAUGUGAUCCCUGAGAGCGCCACCACUGCCCGCACUUGCAUCACGUUCAGUAACCAAAUAGCCAGAGACGUUGAAGUGGAGAUAUCUACACAGAUGGGAGUGCCUGAAAACAGCAGCACACCUGCUCCUGCUGGAAUAGCCACACCUGGUGUUGACUUUACCACUAUCAGUGCCCCCCUCACACUGACCCCCGAGAACAGUGUAACGGGCGAGAGAUGCUUCGAUAUUGAACUUUUACCAGAUGACAUUGUUGAAGAGGAUUUGGAAUGCUUCACAGUUGAGUUAUUACUACCCGAGGCUGAUAGACAGAGUAUUAUAUUGUCAGGCGGAACACAGAUUUGCUGUAUCCAAGACGAUGACAUUGUGACGAUUGGCUUUGAUCCUGUGUCUUACCUUGUUGAGGAAGAUGAUGGAACAGUGACACUCAACGUUAGGAUCAUCUCCAGUCAACUUGCUCGACCGGUUGAAGCUCUAGUAAUCACUGAAGAGGCUUCCGCUACUUCAACAACACCGGCCGAUUUUAUCAAUCCUGGAACAGUCACACUGCAGUUUGACGGCCUUGCCACGAUGCAUACCGUUGUUAUCAAUAUUGAUAAUGAUGAUAUUUUUGAGAAUCCAGAGAUGUUUUUUGCCAAUUUGGUCAGUUUUGACCCAGCUGUUAACAUUGCCCCAGGCCGUGCUGAGAUUACUAUCGUUGAAGAUCCUGAGAGAAAUGAUAUCGUCACUAUCGGCCUGGAGGGAGACUACAGUGUCACAGAGGGCGGUGUGCAGGAAGUGUGCGCUGUACUGGUAUCUGGAACACUGGAGCGUGACGCCAUCGUAACCCUUAGUACAGCUGAUGGCAGCGCCAUCGCUCCCGGUGACUACAGUCCACUAUCGGUUAUGCUAUUGAUGUUCAAUGCUGGUACUACUCGAGCGUGUGCUAACCUUAUCACUGAGACUGACCAGGUGGUGGAAGGUUUGGAGACUCUAGAGCUGAGACUAACAACUGAUGACUCAGCAGUUAUCCUCAAUCCAGACACAUCCAAUGUUAAGAUUGUCGACACUGAUAGUUUAGAGUGUGAAGAGCUGCCAUCUCUCGGGAAUGGAUCUAUCUUGUAUCACAUCGGCACCACUUUCCUGGGAACCAUAGCAAUGUACACGUGUGAGGAUGGGUUCUUCCUAGAUGGGGAUAAUGAGAGGAACUGUACCACUGGAGAGGCAGGAAGUAGAAUGGUGUGGGCGUGGACUGGUCAAGAACCACUAUGUGUCCCUUUGUGUAACGAUCUUCCAUCACUCACUAAUGGAAUGAUCAUCUACAAUGUGUCUGAAGCACGACAUAGAACAGUUGCUACGUACACUUGUGAUGAAGGGUUCCAGCUUCAAGGAGAUGAGAUAAGGACCUGUGAAGAUGGAGUGUGGGCGGAAGCUAGUCCUCUUCAGUGUGCACAAGAAGCUCCUUCACUACUGAGUAUAGGUGCUGUGAUUAGCAUUGUGAUUGGAUCAUUGACUCUCAUUGUUGCUCUAUUCGUGGUCGUCAUUUUGCUGGUUGCUCUGAGGUAUCGGAAGUAUAAAUCACAGACCUCGAGCAUCAAUGAAAGUAGUCCACCAGAUAUGAGGCCUGAUGUUGCUGAUGAGCUUCCUGACCAUGAAUAUGAUUAUAUAAGUGUAGGGAAUUCAGAAACUUCCACUGAAAUUCCUCAACCCUCUACAGCAGGGGAUGAUGCUGCAGAGGUGCAAUUUGAACUAACACCCUGUGAGGCUUAUGCUAGGCCUGUAAAUCCUCAACCAUCUACAGCAGGGGAGGAUGCUUCAUGCAGAAGUGCAGUUUGAACUAACACCCUGUCACAGUGUGAGGCCUAUGGGCCUGUGACACUGAAUCCCCCCAUGCACGUUGAUAGUUACUGAUCUAUAUAUGCACAGGAUAUUAUAGUUGUGAACUAAUGUACUCUUCCAUGACCAUUAUUAAAGCUUGCACUGCCAGCAGUCCCCGGCCCUUAUAUUAGGUUGUAUUCACUUAACUGGUUAUUAAUUUUCGAAGGGUAUACAGUCAUUGCAUAGCAAUAUUGAAAAUGUCACACUAAAAAACGCUCUCGUAUAGCCAACAAACACUCAGCUGCAUGAUUGAGCACUUAGUUAUUAUUACAUUAAUUAUGACUCCGACGAGGAGAACAUAUAUAUUUAUAAUAGUGACUGUUGCCACCUACACAUGCAACGAGGGCUAUUAUGUAUAAUUAUGUUUUGGGUAGCCUCCUUCACAGGCUUGGGAGGGGACGAGGGGACGAGGGGAUGAGGCUAAUGUUGGUGGUGUUACAAGGACAUGCUGUUCCUGGGAAUGAAUGUGAACGAUUUCAAUUGGGAGGGCAGACAGAUGCAAUGUUAAUCACGAUGGAGUUUGUAGGAAUAUUGAAGUUUCCCUGGACCAUGCAGCGUAGUGCAUCUAUUGUGAUGAUGUUUCUGUUACGGAUUAUAAUAAUUUUUAUGGUUGCUGGAAUAACCGUUCGAAGGUUCCGUAAUCGUGUGAGGAUCGUGGUUCCCAACUGUGCCGAUAUCGAUCUUGUGAUGUGGGUGUCAUGCCUGAACUCAACCUUCUGGAGCAGAGCAAGCACUAUAGUGAGAAUGAGAUCAUCCUCCACGCUGCACUAUUUAUUGUGAAGUAGAAUGGUGUGGGCGUGGACUGGUCAAGAACCACUAUGUGUCCCUUUGUGUAACGAUCUUCCAUCACUCACUAAUGGAAUGAUCAUCUACAAUGUGUCUGAAGCACGACAUAGGACAGUUGCUACGUACACUUGUGAUGAAGGGUUCCAGCUUCAAGGCAUGCAUAUAUUCUCCUUCACUACUGAGUGUAGGUGCUGUGAUUGGCAUUGUGAUUGGAUCAUUGGCCCUUCUACUUGCUCUAUUAGUGGCGGUCAUUUUGCUGGUUGUUCUGAGAUAUCGGAAAUAUAAAUCACAGACCUCGAGCAUCAAUGAA